Molecule: messenger RNA, 201 nt
Organism: Paramecium sonneborni
Lineage: Eukaryota; Ciliophora; Oligohymenophorea; Peniculida; Parameciidae
Source: the annotation of a GenBank genome assembly
AUGAAAAAUGAUAUUUGUUCUCAACUUUUAACAUUAAUCAGUAUUUACUAUUUAUUUUUGGAUUUAAAUUUAUUAAGAUUAAACCUUUUUAUUGGUCUACUCAUCCAAAUUAUUGAAAAGAUAAAAACUAUAAUUUAAUACUUACCAUACUUUCGAAUUAUGAUAUUGGAUAUUUUCUGCUUUCAUUAUCAUUAUGUUUGA